UUGCUUCUCAUGUUAACAGAAGUUCACUUCAUGAAAGUUAUCACAAAGAGUGUUGGAUUUAUUAGAAGAAUCACAAAAUGGGUCGAUCAAUUACUUGUCCAUGCAGCAGCAGCAGUCCAUUUUUCAUUUGUUGUAAAUUAUCUGCGGGGUUCAGGUUUGAGUGAUUCAAAUGACAGUCGAAAGCAAGUGAGCCACGAUAAAUCGUUUUAAGGGUUCCCAUGGAUUGAAUUCUAUGAACUAAUAUAAGUUCUCCAAGAAAGGUCCUGAUCCGAUCCCAACAGGUUGCGCUCGACCAGAGGACCGGGGUAGGAUCCACGGCGUGCUCUAGGAGGCGACGUCCCUUCGGUCACGACUUUGUUCAUACGAAAACAAAAAUGAACCCCCAUGUUGCUUUUUUUGCUUCACUGAAACAGGUGGAAAGAAGAUUGGCAUCGGAAAACACCAACAAAUCCACCUCUAAAUCCAACACCCCUCACUUGGAAGCAGAUACAGUAAUCAAUAAGGCGAUCCAAGAGAGCAAAACCCAUCUCUCAGAAUCAAGCAAAAGCACGAACAAGACAGCCUCAGAGAGCAAACACAACCUUACAAUAUCUAUAGACCAGCAACCGCUCUCUCCUUUUAGCUCAUCACUUAUCUAUAUCAACAAUGAAAGCCCAAAGCUUCUUUCCCUCCAAGGAAGUGACCCACCUCCUGAAUUCCUCUCCUACUCGCCAGAUUUCGACUUGUCGCCGGAAAGCAGCCCUCCUAUACCUCCAGAGGGUUUUGACUUGCUGGACGUGGAUGCCUCUGGCGAUGAAAUUGAUCAGUUGUGUGAUCUGUUGGGCCUUCAAGAUUUGAGUUGUGGCAGGGAAAGGAAGGAGGGUGGACAGAAGGAAAGGUGCUUUUGUGGUCUCUGCUCUGGUGGGUUCCUCUCAAAAGUUGGCGUGAAGGGUCCCAAGUGCGACGGAGAGAAGAGAAGAUUGGAAGGGUGGAUUAAUUAUUUCGCGGAGGCCGAUUGCGACACGGGAAAGACAAAGGAGCCGCUUAGGCUGGCUCAUUUGCUUCUAGCAAAAGCUGCUUCAGAAGGGAUUGGUGGCAGCGGCUGCAUUGAGUUUCCAGAAACAGCACAAGAAUUCUUUUCGCAAGAGCCGCCGGCCUCUUGAAUGAACGCGACAAACAAUGCCUUGCCAUCGUGGUCUCUGUGCAAGACUCUCCUCUCCGUGGCAUUUCAUCGAACUUGUUGUUGCCGUCCUAAUCGUCCAUUUCGACAGUAAGCUGGGAUCAAGUGGCUCGUCUGGACGCAUGCAAACCAAAUGUGAUUAAAAGGAAAGAAGAGCACUCCAAUUUUCUUCCUAAUCAUGAACCUUUAACAACCCGAGCAGUCAAUGGUUCCCAGAAAUCUUGAGUGAGCCCGAGGACAACAAUCUUGAUUUGGUUAGGGUUUGAAAGUUUGUAUUCUUUUCUCUUAUUUGCAUUAGAUUUUUUAUAUAUCUAACUGAUGAAUCUGAGUUGUUUAUAUCUUUGUUAA
Nymphaea colorata (pocket water lily) is the source of this 1507-nucleotide messenger RNA. RefSeq lists its product as uncharacterized. The transcript is spliced from 2 exons. The record is from RefSeq and is a predicted model, not a curated record. The coding region runs from base 375 to 1142 and encodes 255 amino acids. Lineage: Eukaryota; Viridiplantae; Streptophyta; Magnoliopsida; Nymphaeales; Nymphaeaceae.